This is a messenger RNA of Clunio marinus, 3177 nucleotides long. The record is from the annotation of a GenBank genome assembly. Lineage: Eukaryota; Metazoa; Arthropoda; Insecta; Diptera; Chironomidae.
AUUAAGCGUCCUUACAUCAAAACAAAUAAAAUUUCGAAUUUGUAAAUUGUCCUGAAAUAAAUGUUUUAAAGAAGAAAUUAAGAGUUCAAAAUACUUAAUCAAAGCUUAAUUGUAGCUAGAAACAUUUGCAAACUUUCUAGUGUAUGAAAAAUACUGUAUGACUUAAAGUCCAAGACAAUUUCAAAAGAGCGAAGAUAAGUGCAGUUGAAGGUUAUGGAGUCAACGAUCGAAGGAAUGGAAAAUCCAGUAAAUGAUGGAGCAGAAACCAGCACAGAAUACUUACAGAAUGAGCAUAAAAAACUUUAUUUCUUAGGCUUGGAAACACAUUUACUGACGAAACAAUUGAAAGACUUCAAAAGUAACUACAAUAAAAUCGACAAAAAUUUAGCAACUGUUUUGUUGACAGCUGUCGAAGCAAUAUCAGAAUUUUUAGAAGACGCUGAAGUUCAAGACAGUGAUGAGAAAUCAGACGUUUUCUCCAUCAUUCCUACAAUAGAACUUGAAAUUCUUCAAGCUCACCGAUAUUACUAUUGCAAGCCUUGCAAUCAAUCAAUAAAGAAUUCGCAACGUCAUACGAGAGUUUGUGAACGAUUGAGACAACAACUUUCAUUUCGUUAUCCUAACGUUGCUCUUUAUCCAUUUGGAAGUGUUAUUUAUGGACUUGGAAGAAGCGGUGGUGAUCUCGAUAUUUUUAUCGAUACGGAGAACUGUUUUCAUAAUAAGUUGAGUAGACGUAAAAUGAAAGAAUCAAUUCAUAAAACUCGAUCUACUUUAGAACAAAAUCCUCGUCACUGGAGUGAUCUUGAGUCUGUUAUUCAUGCUCGCACGCCAAUUUUACGAGCAUAUUGUCGUUCUGAAAAAAUUGAUUGCGAUCUAAGCUUCAGCAAUGGUCUCAGUUCAUGCAACACUCAACUUAUUGGAUACUUUGUCGAGUUGCAGCCUGUGUGCAAGAAACUGACAGCAUUCAUCAAAUUCUGGACAUCAAAACUUGAUUUAGGAAUUAAUUCGUAUAUCAAUACUUUGCUUGUCAUUUUUUAUUUGCAACAGGAGAAAGUUCUGCCAUCAGUUCAGACACUUCAAGAGUAUUCGCGUCCAGUGUUGAUUGACGGUUGGAAUGCCAACUUUGCCACGAUUACUCUGUCAGGAUUAAAAAUACCUUUGGCAACUGAUUUCAAAAAAUAUUUGCUGGGAUUCUUUCAUUUCUAUGGAUUUAACUUCAAUUAUGAGACAAACGUCAUUUCCAUUCUCACUGGAACUGCAGUGAAAAAAGAUAUUUUUGAUCAUGGCAAGGAACAUUUGCUGCCUCCGGUAUUCGAAAGAUUUAAACAGUACAUGGAAACCAUCGAUAUAGAAGAAGCUGAUGAAGUUGAAGAUCUUUUUUCAAAUCAUAAGCCUAUGGUCAUCCAAGAUCCCUUUGAACUUUGUCAUAAUUUAUCUGGCGGCUUACAAAUCUUUUUCGGCGCAACGUUUGCUUGGAAUCAUCUUAAUUAUUCACUUGUGUUGGGAAAUCAUUUUUGGGUGCCUUCAACGAUACUUUUAUGUCUCGGACCAGUGACUUAUCUUCUUUGCUGGCUAGGAUGGAAUGCAGUCAGUAAACGAAACCGUAACUAUUUGAAAAUUUUUACGACACUUUUGGUGAUAUUAGUGUGUAUACAAUUUGUAUUGUCGGCAUGGUCUCUAGCGUUAAGAGAGAAGCUUCCAGGAGCAGCAAAACAUCCAAUGGACACUUCAUAUGCUGACUUCAAAGAAAAGAUCAGCGAUCAUACACACGUUUGGCAUAAAUUGCAAUACGAGUUGCAAUGUUGUGGCGUAUACGAGCUAAGUGACUACUUCCGAACUGGCGGAAGUCACUCAGGAGUGCCAUGGAGUUGCUGCACAAUUCCAACUCAACCUGAUCAUUCAGCUUGCAAAUCUUUCUAUCAACGAGGUUGCAUGCACAUAUUAAGUGACACCAUUCGUGAUCGUCUCUUUUAUGUAUCAAUUGUACUUAUAAGUGCUGCCAUCGUUCAAUCAAUGGGACUCUUUUGCAUCAUUCAAUUAACAAUUCUUCUUCAUGAUCAAGAAAAGCAAGUUGAUCCCAAUGAACUGCCAUCAACAUCAGCGAGAUCAACAGAACGACGAAAUCGAAGAAAUAAAGAACUUUUGCCACUUGCGCAAAAAUCCAAUCUAGUUAACGAAACGAUUGAUGACAUGGAGAACAACGAAUUGAUAUUCAACAUCACAAGUCAGAUCAAAGAUCUCAACAAAAAGCCUUGCGAAAAAAUGAAAGAUUUCAAGCAAAGCCGAUGGAAUUUUUUAUCGAGCGGUUCUAUUUUUACAACGAAAACUACCUACUCGAUCCAUAACUAUUACCUCGAACUCUGUGAAGAAGAGACUGAAAACCGCUCAGAGAACAGAUUAAGCUUGAUGGUGUGUGAUGACAACAAAGAGUUGUUAGUGAUGAUUCGAAUCAUAAUUCUUUCAGUUAUUAUUGGAAUAUUAUUGUUAAUUUUUCUGCUUUAUUCGUUGAUUAACGAGUUGAAAGAUCUCAAUGGAAAAUGUAUGAUCGGCUUCGUAUUUGCAUUAAUUAUCGCAAAUAUAUUUUCACGAAAUUUCUCAACGUUGGGCAUUGUUGUUGCAAGUAUCGCCUUGAUCGUUGCGUUUUUAUGGAUAAAUGUCUUGAUUUUUGAUGUUUGGUGGGUUUUGAGUAACUUUCGAUUUACAUCAGGAGGGAAAUUCAAACAUUACAGCAUUUAUGUUUUUAUUGCUACAAUCAUUACAAGCAUCUUUAUCAUUGUCUUUUAUGAUAAAUUCUUUGUCCCAUUAAUUCUGCUUCUAAUCGAGUUGCUAUUGUGUGCAAUUUGUUUUAUAUUUUCUGCGAGAUUAUUUUAUGAAAUGACUGGCAUUAAUCUUGAUUUCGGACGAAAACGAUUGGAAUGUCAAGAACAAAGAUUUCAAAUUUUUUUGAUAUUUUUCUUAUCCACUGGCUUAGCUUGGUCGAUUGAGAUUUGUACAUGGGAGCUUGUUGAACCUGGAAUAGCAUUCAUCGUUGCUGAUGCAUUGAAAUGUUUACAUUCAAUCAUUGUGUUUAUUAUACUUGUGCUUAAAAAAGAACCAAGAAACGUUCUAGUUCGGAAUAUUUGUUGCUGUUAUAGAAUAAUUUUACCUUUUGAAGUGUUGAUGAUUGAAAGUCAAUAA